AUGUGGCGGCAUGCUUCAACGAUUGUUGUCUGCCUAUUUUCCAUUCUACGUCUCACGGAUGCCUUAUCACUUGCGAAUUUUCAAUUGAUUUCACCUACUGCAGUCUCAUUAGGCUGUUUUGUGGAAUAUAAUUCUUUGAUCUCAAAAUGCACAUUAUCAGACUUCAACAACGGCUGUUCCCUCGACUGUCAAUCAGCUCUGACUUCAAAAGCUUCAUGUGUGAGCGAAUCUUGCUCGGGAGAUCACGUAGCUUCAAAUACGUUGUUAGGAAUCGUCAAAAGGGGUGAGAUUAUUGCAGCCUUAUGUCCUAAUAUCAAAACAUCUACUACGACGACGAGACCGACAUCGACGACUACGCUGGUGAAAACUUCAACUAGGAGUGUGAAGACUACGGCGGCGAGUGUUACCAUUCCGAUAUCGAGUCCGGGAAUUACACUCUCCACUACUUUUAGUUCGAGUUCAACGCAAAGCUUCAGUUCGACGAUUUUUACGACGACAUUUUCCGCGAUUCCUACGACAGCACAAUCUACGAGUACAGAAACUUCGAGUACUUCUCAAUCAUCAUCUUCUCAAAUAUUAUCGUCAUUAUCGUCAUCAACGUUAUCAUCGUCAUCAUCGUCAUCAUCGUCAUCGUCGUCGUCAUCAUCAUCUCCUUCAUCGGAUUCAACAUCAUCAAGUUCCACAAGCACAAACACAAACACAAACACAAAUACAAAUACAAAUACAAAUACAACACCAACCACGACUCAGACACAAUCAUUCACAUCUACACCUACAAAAACCACAGCAGCAACCCCGAAGUUAACGACGACAACGGCGGCAGCGGCAAAUAAUGGGGAUGGGAUUAGUGGAGGUGGAAGUCCAUUUGAUAUAGAUGCGAAUGGUGGGGCUCUGAUGUCUGGAGUGAGCAUGAUACCCGUGAGGUUACUGGUGGGGGUGGGGCUUAUUUAUGGGGGAUGGGGACUGGGGUUUCUUGGGUAG
Molecule: messenger RNA, 981 nt
Organism: Sclerotinia borealis F-4128
Lineage: Eukaryota; Fungi; Ascomycota; Leotiomycetes; Helotiales; Sclerotiniaceae
Source: the annotation of a GenBank genome assembly